Molecule: messenger RNA, 1541 nt
Organism: Salarias fasciatus (jewelled blenny)
Lineage: Eukaryota; Metazoa; Chordata; Actinopteri; Blenniiformes; Blenniidae
Product: E3 ubiquitin-protein ligase TRIM39
Exons: 6
Coding region: 1-1113 (370 amino acids)
Molecular function (GO): protein binding
Source: RefSeq, a predicted model, not a curated record
AUGAGCAGUAAGACUGACGGGAAAACCACCAACGAUGAGAGGAUCGGUAAACAUCAGCAGCACCUGCGGAGGCAGCGAGACGCCGUGGCCUACAGGAUGAAGAAACUGGCAGCCAAGCAGGUGGAGAUAACAAAAAAGACCAACGACGUGAAGGAGAAACUGCAGAAGAAGUACGAGGACAUGAGGCGGGUGCUGGAUGAGGACCUCCGCAUCGCGCUGACCCAGCUGGACGCCGAGCGCCGGGCCAUGGAGAAGCUGGUGGAGGACAAGAUGGAGGACUGCUACCAGCUGACUCAGGAUCUGGACCAGGAGCUCAGCAACCUCACUGCGGAGGUGAAUUCAGACAGACGGGAGCGUCACGUACAAAAUCCAGGGAUGAAAAAAAGGAUUUCCGAGACGCUGAGGCUGACCGACCCGGAUCUGAUCCACAUGGACGAUUUCAAGAACGAGCAGCUGCUGAGCCUGGCCGUCAACCUGCUGGUGUUCAUCAGGUCUCAGGUCCCCGUCGCCAAGAAGCUGCUCCAGAGCUAUGCUGCAGAUGUUGUCCUGGAUCCCGACACCGCCCACCCGAAGCUGGUCAUCUCCCCCGAAGGGGACUCGGCCUCCUACACGGACACCUGGCAGGACGUCCCGGAGACGCCGUCCCGCUUCGACAACACCCUGAACGUCCUGAGCCGGCGGUCCCUGAGCGAGGGACGCCACUACUGGGAGGUGGAGGUGGGCGGGAAGACCUACUGGGAGCUGGGGCUCACCUACCCCGGCAUCCCCCGCAAGGGCGGCGAGGGCGAGGAGGCCUGCUGGCUGGGCCGGGGCCCGGAGUCCUGGUGCGUGGAGUACUUCAACGGGGACUACAACGCCUGGCACGGCGGCGUCCAGCACGAGCUGCCGCUGGUGGCGGAGAGGAAGUUCAGCCGGAUCGGGGUGUUCUGCAGCUUCCCCGGCGGCCUGGUGUGCUUCCUGGGGGCCGACACCAUGACCCCCAUCCACUGCUUCUGCGCCGGGACCUUCGCCGGCGCCGUCCACCAGGCCCUGUGUCCCGGACACGACAACGACGGCACCAACUGGACGCCGCUGCGAAUCUGCGACGCGUCCAGAUCGGCUCCCGUCCUCUGAGACGCCCCCCCCCCCCCCGACAUAUUCUUGUCAUGUGACCCGGCACACGACCAGCGAGUCUAAAUCUGCCCCGCUGGAAUUUAAAAUGAGGCUCUAUUUUAGAUUUACAGGUCCUGUAAAUCAGCUGCUGUCAUGCAGACUUUCUUUUAUGUAUGAGGCGACAGCAAAGGCUUCACAGCACCCACGUGAGGAAAGAUGCCAAGACAGAAGACAGGAAACCACCUGUUUAUGCAGACUAUAAAUGGCCUCAUUCAUUCUUUCCUCUGCACGGAUCAGUCAUCCUGGUCCCUCUGCAGUAAAACAGCCCCAAAGCAUGAUGUUUCCACCCCCAUGCUUCACAGUAGAUGUGGUGUUCUUUGGAUGCAAUUCGGCAUUCUUUCUCCUCCAAACACGGGAGAACCUGCACAACUGGUGGCUGAAUAAAUACU